This is a messenger RNA of Prosopis cineraria, 2395 nucleotides long. Its product is annotated as protein fluG-like. The record is from RefSeq and is a predicted model, not a curated record. Gene Ontology annotation, molecular function: hydrolase activity; glutamine synthetase activity. The transcript has 14 exons. Lineage: Eukaryota; Viridiplantae; Streptophyta; Magnoliopsida; Fabales; Fabaceae. Bases 58 to 2127 code for a protein of 689 amino acids.
GGUAAAAUCGGAAACAGUGAGGCAGCCUUUCUGCAUUAGUCAAGGGCAGAGGGAGGCAUGGAUUUCGCAGAUUUGAGAAGAGCUGUAGAGGAGGUUGAGCUUGUCGACGCUCACGCUCACAGCAUAGUUGAUCUUAACUCCAACUUCGCUUUCAUCCAUGCCUUCUCUGAAGCCUAUGGUGAUGCCAUUUCUUUCGCAUCACACUCUUUAUCAUUCAAGAGAAGUUUAAGAGAAAUCGCUGAACUCUAUGGAUCCCAAUGUUCUCUGCAAAGCGUGGAAGAAUACCGAAGGGUCUCUGGAUUGCAAUCCAUCUGUGCUACAUGCUUCAAAGCUGCAAAAAUCUCUGUCAUACUCAUUGAUGAUGGGUUAGAAUUGGAUAAAAAGCAUGAUUUAAGGUGGCAUGAGAGUUUGACACCUCUUGUUGGUAGAAUCUUAAGAAUUGAGCGGUUGGCCGAGAAAAUUCUUGAUGAAGCAUUGACAGAUGGAUCUAAUUGGACAUUGGAUAAGUUCACUGAAGCAUUUCUCUCAAAGUUGAAAUCUGUUGCUGGUGAGAUCUUUGGAUUGAAAAGUAUUGCUGCAUAUCGUAGUGGUCUUGAAAUCAAUACGAAAGUGACAAACAAGGCUGCGGAGGAGGGUCUCACUGAAGUGCUAAUUGCUGGGAAGCCUGUCCGCAUAACAAGCAAGAACCUUAUUGAUUACAUCUUCUUGCAAAGUUUGGAAGUUGCUCAGUCCUAUGACUUGCCAAUGCAGAUACACACAGGCUUUGGGGAUACAGAUUUGGAUAUGACACUAUCCAAUCCUCUUCAUCUCCUUGCAGUUCUCGAAGACAAGAGAUAUUCCAAGUGUCGUAUAGUUCUUUUACAUGCAUCCUAUCCUUUCUCAAGGGAAGCAUCAUAUCUAGCCUCUGUUUACACCCAGGUGUAUCUCGAUUUUGGGCUGGCAAUUCCAAAGUUUAGUGUUCAUGGAAUGAUAUCUUCAGUUAAAGAGCUAUUAGAGCUAGCUCCAACAAAUAAGGUGAUGUUCAGUACUGAUGGCUAUGCAUUUCCUGAAACAUUCUACUUAGGUGCAAAGAAGUCUCGUGAAGUUGUUUUCUCUGUUUUACGUGAUGCAUGCAUUGAUGGUGUUCUCUCAGUUCCCGAGGCUGUGGAAGCUGCUAAAGACAUCUUUGCACGAAAUGCAAUCGACUUUUACAAGAUUAAAUCAGCCGUUGGUACUGUAACUUCACACAACAACUUGUCCCAAAAGUCAAAUAUUGCCUUAGAGUCUGAAUUGUCACUUGUUCGUCUGAUCUGGGUCGAUAUUUCUGGACAGCAUAGAUGCCGUGUUGUUCCAGGAAAGCGUUUUAAAGAUGUUGUUAAGGAGCAUGGGGUUGGUUUGGCAAGUGCUUGUAUAGCAAUGCCUUCUUAUCUAGAUACAAUGGUAGAAGGGUCUGGUUUGAGUGCAGUCGGUGAAGUAACCCUAAUGCCUGACUUGUCUACAAAAAGGAAAAUCCCUUGGUGCUUUUUAGAUGACAUUGGCUCUGGAGUUCAUGCGCAUCUUAGCCUGUCACAUAAUGGUCAAAACGUCUUUAUGGCAUCAGAUGAGUCGUUUAAAUAUGGAAUAUCGGCUAUAGGAAAGGAAUUCAUGGCAGGAGUUCUGCAUCAUCUUUCUUCACUUUGGGCAUUUAUAGCACCGCAUCCUAACAGUUACCAUCGUCUUCAACCCAAUACAUGGAGCGGUGCAUUCAAGUGCUGGGGAAAUGAAAAUAAAGAGGCCCCAAUACGAGCUGCAUCUCCACCUGGAGUUCCUGGUGGUCUAGUGAGUAACUUUGAGAUUAAAUCAUUCGAUGCUACUGCGAACCCUCAUCUAGGCUUGGCUGCCAUGAUUGCUGCUGGAAUUGAUGGGCUUCGUAGGCACCUUUCUCUUCCUGAACCUGUUGAUACAGACCCAGAAAGCUAUCCAGAAAAACUUCAAAGGUUGCCUAGUACACUCUCUGAAUCUUUGGAGGCUCUUGAUGAAGAUGAUGACAUCUUUAAAGAAUUCAUUGGUGAAAAACUGCUGACCGCAAUAAAAGCAGUUCGAAAGGCUGAAAUUAAUUAUUUCUCAGAGCACGAGGGUGCACACAAGAAUCUCAUUUACAUAUACUGAAUCAAUCUGUUGCACUGGUGUAAGAUCAGUCAGGCUAAAGUAUUAGACUCUGGUGAUUCUUCACGUUGAGUAAUUUAUUAAUGCUUCCGAUCCAUGGGGUUCAAAACCAAGAUAGUAAUACUAAUAAUAAUAAAGUCGCCCCUCCCCCACCCCGUAGGGAUUUGUAGCUUUCGUUCCUUUGUCCUGUAUUUCCCAAUGGUUUUCCAUCACUGUGCACUCUGCGCAUAAUGAACAAGUUAAUAACAACAAAUUAUCUUUUGUCUUGUAA